CGAGCGCGAGCGACAUUGCCUUGAUAACAAACAACAGCUAGACAAGCCAAACGUGCAUUAUAAGUUGUGUGCUUUUAAAUGGAGAGUGUGGAGUAUCGUUCCCCGGAGAAGAGAAGCAGGAGACGCUGUUGUAUUCUAAGUGUCGUCGCUCUCCUGCUUUUCGUUAUUAUUGUCGCGGUUGUGUUGGGACUGACACUGCGGCAGAAUACAGACACACUUCAGCAAACAUUCAUUGCAAGGUGUAAGGAGUUUGAAGGAUACGACUGUGAAAAGAUUUGGGGUGCAUUUGAACAAGCCUAUGUAGGCCGGGACCCUUGUAAUGUUUCCGUGGAAGCUUAUGACCCUUUCAUUGCUGUGGCCCACUUCAAACCUGCAUGCAACAGAAUGAUGUUCUGGAGUAAAGCGAAGGAUGUGGUCCAUGACUUCACUGAGAAGAGAGAUUGUUUUGUCACCCUGGAGGACACCCUGCUGGGAUACUUGCUGGAUGGUCUGACCUGGUGUGGAAAGGAGGGCAGCAGUGAAACAUUCACUACCGACUGCCCGGGGUGGACCGACUGUCAGAACAACACUGUUCGCUCAUUUUGGACCAGAGUCUCAGCUGCUUUUGCAGAUGCCGCCUGUGGUAACGUCACAGCAAUGCUGAACGGAACCAUCGCAAUACCAUUCCAUCCUGCGAGUAUUUUUGCGAGCAUCGAGGUGAAGAGGUUCGACUACCCCAGGGUGAGAAGCCUGGAUGUUAUUCUGGUCACACAGGAGAACCCUGUGUCUAACUGCACACAUGCAUCUUUAAAGGAUUUACAGAGAGAGCUGGAUAAAGGAAUUACAUAUAGCUGCAAGGAAGUGACUGAAGCUCAUAUCCACGAGUGCUCCAGUCCAGAGAAACCCUGCGGAGGCUGUUGGUGAACAUGUGGAGAACUAAAUAUCCGAUUCUACUGUCUGACAAGAUGAGACGCAACAAUAACCAGCUGUAGGAAAAAUAAUUCUGUAAAGUCUUUGUAAAUGAAAUAAUAUGCUAUUAUACAAUAUUUUGGAAUUGUAAAUCCUUUUGUACCUGUGGGCCAGUUGGACUUAAUGUGAAAUGUGUCUUUUUAAAUAAAUGUCACUGACAAAUGUUUACAAAACCUUU
Cottoperca gobio is the source of this 1126-nucleotide messenger RNA. Its product is annotated as ADP-ribosyl cyclase/cyclic ADP-ribose hydrolase 1-like. NCBI's taxonomy places the organism in Eukaryota, Metazoa, Chordata, Actinopteri, Perciformes, Bovichtidae. The coding region runs from base 79 to 903 and encodes 274 amino acids. The record is from RefSeq and is a predicted model, not a curated record. Gene Ontology annotation, biological process: positive regulation of B cell proliferation. The transcript has 8 exons. Gene Ontology annotation, cellular component: plasma membrane. Gene Ontology annotation, molecular function: phosphorus-oxygen lyase activity; NAD+ nucleosidase activity, cyclic ADP-ribose generating.